AUGGAGCAGGCCCUAACCACCAUCCUGCUCUCCGUCCUCCUGAAAGCCCUUCAGGGAAGCCCCCCAGCUCUCCCAUUCAACGUCUCCCUAACAAAUGCCAGAGGGAUAAGCCUGGACUCAGUGUGUGGACGCCCACGUGUAACAGGCCGCAUCAUUUCGGGCCAGGAUGCCCAGCCGGGCCAGUGGCCAUGGCAAGUCAGCCUGAGGGAAUAUGGAUUGCAUGUGUGUGGGGGCUCGCUGAUCACUGAGGACUGGGUGCUGACUGCAGCCCACUGCUUGGACCGGAACCAGCCUCUGUCCGCCUACUUCGUCCUGCUGGGUACCAUCUCCUCCUACCCUAAGCCUGACGAACCCCAGAAGCUCCACGCCGUGGCCCAGUUCAUCACCCACCCAGGCUACAUGGAGAAACCCGUCAGCAGAGACAUCGCCCUAGUGAAACUGGCUUCCCCUGUCAACUUCAGUGACCUCAUCCUUCCAGUCUGCCUCCCCAAACCUAGAGACCUGCUGGGUCACGGCACGUGGUGCUGGGUCACUGGCUGGGGGAACAUCGACACAAAUCUACCACUCCCUCCACCCUUCACCCUGAAGGAGCUAAAACUGCCCCUCAUUGACACCCAGACCUGCGAUGCCUUCUACCAUGAGAAUUCCGGCAUCCCCAGCCAGAAGCCCAUCAUCCUGGACGACAUGCUGUGCGCCGGCUUUGAGAAUGGCCAGAAGGACGCCUGCGGGGGUGACUCUGGAGGCCCUUUGGUUUGUGACAUUGAUGGCGUCUGGACCCAGGCUGGGAUAGUGAGCUGGGGGGAUAGCUGUGCCCUCCCCAAGAGGCCAGGCGUUUAUACCAACGUCAGCGUCUAUACCACAUGGAUUCUCAGCAUAAUCCAGAGUUCAGCCCCAGAUGACAGAAGCUUCUCUCCAAGCUUUGCUGGGAUCUUUUUCUCUGCCUUAUUGUUGUCUCUGGGACCACUAGGGGCACCCCUGUCUCCCUGA
This is a messenger RNA of Hipposideros armiger (great roundleaf bat), 987 nucleotides long. RefSeq names its product serine protease 33-like. The record is from RefSeq and is a predicted model, not a curated record. Bases 1 to 987 code for a protein of 328 amino acids. Gene Ontology annotation, biological process: proteolysis. Gene Ontology annotation, molecular function: serine-type endopeptidase activity. NCBI's taxonomy places the organism in Eukaryota, Metazoa, Chordata, Mammalia, Chiroptera, Hipposideridae. The transcript has 5 exons.